This is a messenger RNA of Fusarium sp. VM40, 1383 nucleotides long. The record is from the annotation of a GenBank genome assembly. NCBI's taxonomy places the organism in Eukaryota, Fungi, Ascomycota, Sordariomycetes, Hypocreales, Nectriaceae.
AUGCCUUCAUCAAAGAUGCCCUUGGAGGUUGGCGAUGUCACCAUCACCAGCUUUACAGUUACCGAUAUUAGAUUUCCCACCAGUCUCGACGGAGUUGGCUCCGACGCCAUGCACGUCGGUACAAAUGGAUCACACCCAUACCUCCAACUCCAUACCAACCACGGUGGGCUGAUGGGGGAAGGUAUUGCCUUCAGCAAUGGCCGAGGAAGUGAACUCAUUUGCAUGGCUUUAAACAUCUUUGCGAAACGGGUAGUGGGAAAGACAAUGCACGAGCUAACUCGCGAUAUGGGCAAGACCUGGCGUUAUAUGGUCUCUGACUCACAGUAUAGGUGGAUCGGUCCUGAAAAGAGCGUCACUCAUCUGGCUGUUGCUGGUGUGCUAAAUGCUGUUUGGGAUCUGUGGGGCAAAAUCCUAGGCCUCCCAGUUUGGCAGAUUGUGUGCGAGAUGAGUCCCGAGGAGAUCGUCCGCAGUAUUGACUUCAGGUAUAUCACGGACGCGAUCACUCCUGACGAAGCUAUCAGUAUGCUUAGAGUAACGGCCAAAGGCAAGGGUGAACGCUUGCAGGAGGCGUUUGACAAUGUUGCCGUACCAGCAUAUACAACGUCAGCGGGAUGGUUGGCAUUCUCGGGUGACAGAAUGAAGGAGGUCUUGCUCGAGACAAUGGCCCAGGGAUACAAGGUUUUCAAGUUCAAGGUUGGAACCAGCGUCGAAGCUGAUAGAGCAAGACUCUCUGCUGUGAGGAACGUCUUGGGCUACGGUGAUGAAUACCAGAUUAUGAUCGAUGCGAACCAGGUUUGGAGCGUGCCUGAGGCUAUCGAGUACAUGAAACACCUUGUUGAGUUCAAGCCAGUCUUUAUUGAAGAGCCCACAAACCCAGACGAUGUGCUGGGUCACGCCGCGAUCCGUAAGGCCCUGAAGCCGUAUGGUGUUGGUGUUGCCACAGGGGAAGCAGCACAAAACCGAGUCACUUUCAAGCAGUUGUUACAAGCUGAAGCAACCGACGUUGCCCAAAUCGAUGCUGUUAGACUUGGAAGCGUGAAUGAAUGUCUUGCUGUCAUGUUGAUGGCUCUGAAGUUCAACGUUCCUUGCGUUCCACACAACGGUGCAAUGGGCUUGACAGAACUCACCUCACAUCUUAGCACGAUUGACUAUGUUGCUAUUAGUGGACGCAAGUCAAUGUUGGAGAAUGCCGAUAGCCACCGCGAGAACUUGCGGCACCCGUCCAAGAUUGUCAAUACUCACUAUGUCACACCGCUGUCGCCUGGCUACUCUACUGGUUACACCGAUGAGGCGAUCGAGAAGUAUACAUAUCCUGAUGGCAGGUUCUGGACAUCUGAAAUCGGGUUGCAGAUAAUCGCACAGCCCACAGGUGGCGAGCUAUAA